AUGUUCAAGAUAGGUCCGGCAAACUACGCUCUAAGCCGGAGGGUCCAGACCUUCGAUGCGUUUAUCAGUCGCGACUGGCGCGCCUCGCACCAUGCCAAGUUCCUAUGUUUGACCAUCAUCCAUAACUCACCGGCUGCAGCCAUUGCAAGCUUCCUGGCCAGCUGUCUUCUGGGAGUCUUCGUGCUGUGCGAGGUAAUGGAUGACGACCUAGCUUUAUUGCUGACGCCGCUUUGCGUGGUAACUUUCUACAUCGUCCUGUUCUCUUGGCAGUGGAUUCGAUGCCUGAUCCGGAGACCCGUGAUGCUCUUCUUAGACAAGUUUUGCAUUGUGCAGCACAUUGAAGAGUUGAAGAUGAAAGGAAUUCUUGGCCUUGGGGUGUUCUUGCUGCAGUCGAAGAACCUGCUGGUGCUGUGGUCACCGCAGUACUUUAGCCGACUCUGGUGCACGUACGAGCUCGUAACUUUUCUGAAGGACCAGCCGUGGCACGACGCAGUGACUUUCAUGCCCGUGAAGAUGAGCUACCUCCUGUUGUUGUUCUCUGCUUUCUGGCACCUGACGGUGUUUACCUACUACCUCCUGCAGGAAUGGUUGGACAUUCUCAUUGGCAAUGAUGAGGCGGACGGUAUGUUUCUUACUUACUUGCUAGUCUUGGUGGUGGGGCUGGUUUGCAUCGUGAUCCCUUUCGUGAACUACUUGGGCAUUGAGCUCAUGAGUGACCUCGAAAUCUUGCCGGAGCAACUUUCAAGCUUUCGCAUUCAAGAUGCUUCCUGUUUCUGCUGCUCGAACGAGCAUAUCCACCCUGUCAGCGGUCGCAGCCUACCGUGCGACCGGCAAUUGGUGCACGAGACGCUGCACAGCUGGCGCAGCCAGGCGGACGGUCACACAGAGGCAGGUCCCGCCCUUGCCGAGGAUCCAGAAGAAACUUUGGAGUUCUUCAAUGCGCUGGUCCAAACCCGUUUGUCUGAAGUGGUUCUCCAGAGCAUGCGGGGGACCUUUCCAGUCAAGUACGUGCUCUACAUGACCUGUGUUUGCACUUUCCCGUUUAUCGCGGUGUACAUCUCAAGAGGCAUCAUGAAGAUGCUGGAGGGCCCGGACCUGGAGGAUGGGGAGGAGGAGGAAGCGGAGGAAGUGAUGGUGGCACCGAGGCGGAUGCUGCGAGGCUUUUGCCAGGCAACCUACCCUGUACUGGUAAUCCUCUUCGCAGCAAGAGGAUUUCAGCCACUUCUCAAGCUUGGACUGUCCAUGCAGAAACUCGUCCCACGAGCAGCAGCCUCGUUCUUGCUGGCACCAGCAACACUUUUCGUCACAAUUCUCACAUGGUUUCCAUUCGAGUACACUAUGCUGCGCACAGACGAGCAGGAGGAAAGCCUGCUGUGGUUGUUUCCCUACUUGGUGAUGCUGCUGGUAACUGUAUGCGCCUACUGCCAUGGUCCCUUCCUGGCCAAGCCGAAGACCUUGCAAGUCGGAAAGGCCAAAUGCGAGCCAGGGCGAGAAAAGGAGGAAGACGAAGAAUCCACGGUCUCAUUGUAG
Molecule: messenger RNA, 1530 nt
Organism: Symbiodinium sp. CCMP2592
Lineage: Eukaryota; Dinophyceae; Suessiales; Symbiodiniaceae
Source: the annotation of a GenBank genome assembly